AUGGUCCACACCUUCUAUGACGGAACCAUUGUGGUGGCCGAACACAUCCUAGGCUCCCUGUCCCACUUUCUCCAACAAGCCGAGCAACGCCCUAAUGCUACCGAUCUGCUCAAUGCACGUCUCUGUGAGGACAUGUAUCCAGUGACCGACCAAGUGCGCCUCGUAACCCAAUUCUCUGAAUACCUGGUCGCCCGACUGACCGGUCGGGAGCCGGUAACCACUGAAGGAAAACCCACCACAUAUGCCGAAUGCUACGAGCGGAUUGAGAAGGUGCUAAAAGCGCUGAAAGAGGCCGACAAGGAUGUCGUCAACCAGCACGCUGAGAAGCUUAAGCUCACUCAAAUGGGCCCGGAUCAGGCGGCGGAAAUUAGCGGUGCUAUCUAUGCCCAUACCAUUGUCUUGCCGAAUAUUUACUUUCAUCUCACUACCGCGUAUGGAAUUUUGCGGAAGGAGGGAGUGCCGCUGGGUAAGCUGGACUAUUAUGUCGGAUUCUCUUCUCGACGACUCGCUUGA
Penicillium concentricum is the source of this 513-nucleotide messenger RNA. Its product is annotated as DUF1993 domain-containing protein. Bases 1 to 513 code for a protein of 170 amino acids. NCBI's taxonomy places the organism in Eukaryota, Fungi, Ascomycota, Eurotiomycetes, Eurotiales, Aspergillaceae. The record is from RefSeq and is a predicted model, not a curated record. The transcript has a single exon.